Molecule: messenger RNA, 664 nt
Organism: Saitoella complicata NRRL Y-17804
Lineage: Eukaryota; Fungi; Ascomycota; Saitoellomycetes; Saitoellales; Saitoellaceae
Exons: 2
Coding region: 1-624 (207 amino acids)
Source: RefSeq, a predicted model, not a curated record
AUGUCGACCCUAACGUCCUAUCUUGCCCAAUUCCAAAACCUCGACACCAUCCUCCGCGUAACAGCCCUCUUCGGAACCGCCGCUCUCUUCGGCUCCACAACCCUAACCUCCUCCGUCCUCAUCCCCUCUCUAACCACUUCUCAUCCCGGCCAUCAACCCAAUGGCCACAACAACCUCACCCUCUUCUCCACCAUCGCUUCCCACGCAAACUCCAUCAUGCCCCUCCUCGCAGGCAUCACGACAGCAGCAUUCACCGUCCUAACCUACCGUACCCGCAAAAUCUCCGAUGGGGUUGCGUUGGGAUGUAUCGUGGGAGCGGCGGGUGUGGGCGCCGUUCUCCUUCAUCCGAAAUUGGAAGCGGUGAAGAGGGUUGUGGAGGGUGGACAUGGUGAGACGAUUACUACCUCCGACGCGAAUAAACACCUCGGCGCCAUCGCCAAGGUGAACCAUAUCCGCGUCGGUCUUUUAGGAGCCGCACUCUUCGUUGCGGCAUACGAUGCGGUGAAGGAUGCCCUCCCCGCGGUUCUCGAUACAAGUAAGUUGGCGAGAUUAGAGAAUAGGGUGUUUGAUUCGAGUGGGAAGCCGAUUGUGCGUGGGUAUCCCACGAAGCAAUACCUUUCGUAGGUAUUGAGGAAGUGCGGGGUGUACGAUAGUGAAGCGUGAU